Phyllotreta striolata is the source of this 2178-nucleotide messenger RNA. Lineage: Eukaryota; Metazoa; Arthropoda; Insecta; Coleoptera; Chrysomelidae. The record is from the annotation of a GenBank genome assembly.
UCUUAACAUAAAAUAGGAACAAUAAUACACUUUAAAAAUCAAAAUUUCAUGUACAAUGUACAAGUACUAGGCUAAUUUUAAAACUAACUGUCUUAUUAGCAAUGGCAAAAUUGGUUAAUGACAUAAUAUAAAGCCGAACACCCAAGUUUGAGUAAGCCAUUUGUUUGACAAAUAAAAUUUAAGAAACACAAAAUUUCAAUAAAUAAUCACACAGUCCAAUUGGAUGCUUUGUAACUUCGUGGGAAUAAUCAGAAUUAUCUCCAAAAAAUUGUUAACGAAAACAGUGCAUUAUAGUAUAUUGAAUUGUCAAUCUGAUGAAGAGCAUGGAAAAUAACAAUUCUAGUUAAUUUUAAAAUUAUUUUUAAUUAAUGGCACAUCGUCCGCAUGCAGCUGCAAGUGCGACUAGAGCAGUCUCCCAUCAUACGGGUCUAACUGCAGGCCAAGCUUCCGCACCGGUCGUAUUAAAUUUGCCCGAGAAACGCGAAAAUAGAAAAUUUACCGACGUUUUCUUCCUAAAUUGUUGGAUUAUCGCUGUAAUUAUAUUAAUUUCCUUCAUUAUUUAUUGUUCUGUAUUAUCGGAUUUCGCUAGGCUAAAGGGUUACGAUGAAUGCGGUAAUAUUUGUGGCCGAUCGAAUAAAAUUCUUAAUGGAAUACCUUGCUCAGGUCAAGAUUUUACUCAUUCUCCACUGUUACAAGUUGAAGAAACGGAAGAAAAAAGAUGGAAGUUCCAUUCAUAUUCACGAAAGUGUGUCGCAAGUUGUGAAGAAGGAUAUGUAAAGAGAGGUUCAUUUUGUUUUAAAAAACCAGAAAAUGCAAAACCCGAAGAUCUCGAAGAACAAGAUUUUGAAGCUUUUAUGACUGAAUAUGGGAUUACUUUCAUAUUGGCCUCUUUAGUCUCUCUAUGUUUAACACUCACGCUGUUCUUUAUGUUGAAAAUCAUUACACCCAUUAUAGUAUGGACUGUACUUUUACUAUCCGGUGCCAUUAUUGUCGGCGUAAUUUGGUACGAAUACUAUCGAAUCAAAACAGCCGAAAAACCUUCCAACGAUGGUUUAAUUGUCAUGAUUUGUGGAGUAAUUAUAACGUUUCUCUGGAUAUUUCUGCUUGUGUACCUUUUCCUCGUGAUCAGAAAGAUUAAAGUGGUCACGAACAUAUUGAAAGCAGCCACUGAUAUAAUUUUCGAUGUGCCAGCAGUUUUAUUCGUUACUUUAGCAGUUAUCUUAAUGGAACUCAUUAUUUUGGUGCUGUUCUUUUAUACGAGCCUCAUACUUUAUUCAUCGGGCGUAUUAAGCGAAUACAACGAAACGACUUACUACUUCCGUUACAACGCUGCUAUGCUAUUUACAAUUGUUUUUAACAUUGUAGUUACCGUGUGGACGUUAAUAAUCUUAUUCAAGCUCCAAUACACUAUCAUAUCUGGUGUUAUAGUCAAAUGGUACUUCGCCAAAGAUAAAUACAACUUGCACAGUCCGAUAAUGAACAAUUCGAUAGUGGUGCUGAAAUACCACUUUGGCAACGUCGUUUUUGGUUCCCUAUUUGUGCAUAUUGUCGCUGUACUCAAAGGUGUGUUAACGGCUUGUACCAAACGAAAUAUGAGCGAUAAAAAUCGGUGCGGUAGAUGCAUGAAGAGGGUCAAAUUUUGCCUUCUGGCUUCAUCCCAAUACGCCUUUAUUGAGACUGCAAUGCGCGGCAAGCAGUUUCGUCCGUCAGGCAAGAAAGCAGCCGAUGUGAUCUUGCGUAACCACAUGGACAUCAUCUCCAUGAAUUACAUCAGCGAUUGGAUUAUCAUAACGGCUCAAUUUUUAAUCGCAGUCGUUUCUUGGUCCUUAAUUAUCGCCUAUCGUACUAUGCACAUCAGUACUCACAUACCGAGCGGCACAACAGUGUUUAUCGUCGUUUUCGUCAUUACCCUAUGCAUACCAUCGUCCUUAUUUUCUGUACUCGAAGUAGUAGUUGAUUCAAUUCUGCUUUGUUUCUGCGAAGAUGCAACUGCUAAUGACGGUAAGUCGCGUCCGUACAUUAUGGACCCCAAACUUGUGGCGUCGCUUAAAACGUAUGACAAGGUAAAGAAGUAGAAUGGUAGAAAACGGUACUGUAGUACAAAUUUAAUUGUAGCAAUUUAGUGCGGUUGUACAUUUUGGUAGUGUUUUAUGUGAAAUUAAAAUUUUUGAAGUGGUC